UAAAUAUGUGAGUCCAACCUGCAACCUGAUAAUGGUUCAUAUACAGUCUACACAUUUAAAUUCUGUAAAUUCUUUAUACUAAUCUGUGCACAUUGUCACUUGCAAUUUAAACAUUAGUAUAAAGAUUUGGCUAAUUAAAUAAUUCAGAAAUUGUACUCGGGAGCAUUCACACAAGAAAGUUGGUAUUUAUGAAAAUCUAGUUAGUUUGGGAAAAAAAAAAUUGUUAGGUUCAUGUUAAUGACCUGAAAGAAUGCAUCCCAAAACAAACCCAUGGAUUAAUGCAAACAAGAUUACACGUUCACUUAAGACAAACGAAAAUGGUACCAUAUAAAAGUAGUAAGAAUUACUACUAGAGUGAAUGGUGGCUGUGAUUGCUGAGCUGGAUUAAUUUAAGAUUUAGUGCAUGUUGUGCUUAUGAGGCAUUCUUUAGCUAUUUAGCUGUCAUUUUCAGAUCUCUGCAAGCUUUGCUUUGUGGGUGUCACCAAACGUAAAUAAGCUGUGAAAUGAAUGUGCUAAUUAUUACGGUACCGCUGGCAGAUGGCGCUGUGGUGAUAACGUGCACGAGCAGCUUGAGAACGCGCACGUGAUUGAAGUACGCAUGGACACUAAAACUGGGUUAAGUGUCGCCUGCUGUCGGCAAUCAAGAGACUGUUUACUUAAACCCCUCGUGGUGCUGCGCAGAUUACGCAGCAUUAGUGUCAACGCAACGCAACGCGGAGAAUGGACUAACAGAGAAGAUGAUGGAAUGUAUAAUGGUGCCAGGUUGUGAUGUUGUCAUGCUCUGUCUGUUUUCCUGUUACUUAUUUUAAACCCCGUCAUAGUUGAGUGUUUGUAUCCUGUCCUAGUCAAGAAAGUUUAAGUCCUGUCAAAGAUAAGAAUGUUGAUGCCAUGCUCUAGAUAAGAGUGCUUACACGCCAUAGUUAAAUGAGAGGUUCCUGAUCUUGUUAAAUGAGAGGUUCCUGAUCUUGUUAAAUGAGAGGUUCCUGUUCUGGUUAAAUGAGAGGUUCCUGUUCUGGUUAAAUGAGAGGUUCCUGCUUUAGUUAAAUGAGAGGUUCCUGCUUUAGUUAAAUGAGAGGUUCCUGCUUUAGUUAAAUGAGAGGUUCCUGCUUUAGUUAAAUGAGAGGUUCCUGCUUUAGUUAAAUGAAGUGUUCCUGCCGUUGUUGGAGGAUUUUCCUGUCUUGUUUAUAGUUAAAGGAGAACUUUUUGAGUUAAGUUUUAUGCUCUUUGCUUGAGUUGGAGUUUUAUGUUUAGAUCUGGUUUCCUGCCUCCUCGUGUGUUUAAGUGGCACAAUAAAGACUGCUCUCCUGUGCUUACUUCCUGUCUCCAAGUCCUGUUUCAUAACAGAAUGCUGUGCCUAAACAUGGAAGUGUUGUGGAUAAAAAUGACAUGAAAUAAACACGAGGGAGACCUAGUAUGAGUAAUAUGUAAUUUUAUUCACAGGUCUGGUUGGAUUCACAAUUUAAGAUCUUUAAGAGUAACACACUAUGGUUUAUUAGUCACAGAGAAAUAUAAGAGCUGAGGAGUGCAGGCUAAGAAACGCACACUCUCGUACAGUCAAGGGUGGGCAUGCAGACAUAACACACCCAAAGGCCCCAAUGUGCACACAUAACAUUAGGAGAUAACAACAUGAGACUAAGGUCUCUCUAAAUUGUUUUCUCUCUCUCCCACUUUCAAUCCUAAUGGUAGUCAGAAAGUCCUCUUUCAAAACAUCAUGGAAAAUUUGAUAAGCCUCUUUCAAAACAUCAUGGUAAAUUUGAUAAUGUAGAUGAACUCUUUUUAACCCUAUUGGUAUUGAAAUCAUAGUCUUUCUAAAAUAUAUUGGUUAUCUACUGUGUCAAUACAGUAUAAAUACUGGAGCUUGAGCUCCAGGUGUCAGAUCACUUCUGAGAAUUCUCAUUGGUGUGGAUGUCGUGAGGUGGAAAUAAAAUCUGGACCCUUGCUUCUCACUCACGGCUGGUGUCUUUUUUUUCUAUCUCCAACUGGGUUCACAGAUGUGAGUAUUUGCUUCUAUGUUUAAUUUUAAGUGUCUUUGGGUAAUAGGCUAAAUUUGGACCAGCAGAAGAAGCAGGAGAGCACCUGGGCGGGAGGCGGUCGGACUACUGGCCGCAGUACAAGUCCGUGUGAUUUUCACAGAGGACGGCCGCCGAACUCCCGCUGGAAAUGCCUGGGUGGAGACAACGCCCGCUGCUGUUCCCGUUCCACAUCCAGGUGUACUUUGCCAGCCUGGCGCCCCCCAAGCCUACCAAGAAACAGUGGCUGGGCUUCCUAGUACACCGGUUUUAUGGCUCGGCCCGGGAUUGGGCAGAGCAGCUGGCCCGUUCAGGGUCCAGUGCCCCCUACGACAUCACCCAGUUUUCAGAACUUUUUCUGAAGGAAUUCUCGCAGCUGGGGCAAUCAAACCGCCUGGAUGUGCUGAAGAGUGGAUUCGAAGUGAUUGACAAGGAGGACUGGCCAUUCCACCUCUGUUACGCAUGGCUGGAAUGGACAGAAGCAGCAGCUUCGCUUCAGGUUCCGGUCGACGUGGUGGAGAGCACGUCUAGAUGCAUGCCUGAGGGCUGCGGGAGGGAGACCAAGCUACAAUGCCCUACCUGCAAAAAGCUGGGUCUCCAGGAAGCAUUCUACUGCUCAAACGAAUGCUUCAAGAACAGCUGGCGGGAGCAAAAAAAAAUUCACUGGAGAGCCCGUACAGAGAUCCAGCCUGAGGUCAACCAGGCGAUCUCAGAGCCCCAGCUUGAGACCUACGGGGAGGUCUCAGCUCCGGAGUUCCACCCCGAGGUUAACGUGGCGACCUCUGGUCCCCUGUCUGAGGUCAACUUGGCGGCCUCAGAGCUCCAGCCCGAGACCUACGGGGAGGUCUCACCUCCGGAGCUCCAGCCCGAGGUUAACCUGGCAACCUCGGAGAUCCAGCCAGAGACCCGCGGGGAAGUCUCUGCCGCUGAAGAAGCUGUCCUGCUGCCCUGUCCUGCUGAGGAAGCUAUCCUGCUGCCCUGUCCUGCUGAGGAAGCUAUCCUGCUGUCCUGUCCUGCUGAGGAAGCUAUCCUGCUGUCCUGUCCUGCUGAGGAGGCUGUCCCGCUGCCCUGUCCUGCCGAGGAGGCUGUCCCGCUGUCCUGCCCUGCCGAGAAAGCUGUCCCGCUGCCCUGCCCUACCGAGGAAGCUGUCCCACUGUCCUUUUCUGCCGAGGAACGUCCCUCCGAGCUCCAGGCCCGCAGAGGAUGUCUCUUUGCUUUCCUGCACCACUGAAGGAAGUCAAUCAGCCUUCCAGUGCCGCUGGGGAUGUCGCCCAGCCUUCCAGUCCCACUGGGGACGUUGUCCAGCGUUCCAGUCCCACUGAGGACAUCGCCCAGUGUUACAGUCCCGCUGAGAACGUAGCCCCGAGCUUCAGUCCCACUGGGGGUGGUGCUCCGCCUGUUGCUGCCCUGCGGAGGCCAGCUUCUUUUCCAAUGCAUCAAGAGACAGGUUACACAGGGGCCCAGGAGCCCCAUUGGAAGGGGUUUUUGGAGGGGGGUUCUGUUAUGGUUCAACUGGCAGAUGGCGCUGUGGCGACAACAUGCAUGAGCAGAUUGAGAACGCGCACAUGAUUGAAGUGCGCAUGUACACUAAAGCUGGGUUAAGUAUCACCAGCCGUCAGCAAAUGAGAUGUUCCUGCUUUAGUUAAAGGAGAUGUUCAUGCUUUAGUUAAAUGAAGUGUUCAUACUCUAGUUAUAUGAAGUGUUUAUGCUCUAGUUAGAUGUGUUCCUGCCAUUGUUAGAGGAUUGUUUCCUGUCUUGUUUAUAGUUAAAGGAGAACUCUUUGAGUUAAGUUUCACGAUCUUUGCUUGAGUUGGAGUUUUAUGUUUAGAUCUGGUUUCCUGCCUCCUCGUGUGUUUAUUUAAGUGGCACAAUAAUGACUGCUCUCCUGCACUUACUUCCUGUCUCUAUGUCCUGUUUCGUAACACUAAUAUACUGGUGACUGGUAUUUAUCAACAUACACAGGAGUAUGAAGAAAACAGCAUUACUGAUACUUGUGUAAAUUUAGCAGGAUUUUUUUUUUGGUCCAUUUGGCCUACAAAGCCAUUUACACACAAUUUUACUAUGAUUAGAUUAAUAAAUGAGGCCAAAUCAUGAAGCUAAGGUACAUCAUGUAAACAACUUGAAUUUUCUUUGACUAGAUUAAUUUCUGCUAAACAUAAAAUUAUGCUGAAAAGUCAGUGUACAAAUCAGCUGGCUGAACCCGUGGAUCUUUCUGAAUAUCUGUGUUAAACAGAUUCCAGGAGAUAUUGGUUGUGCAUAAGGCAGUAUUAUAUCUUUUUGUGCUCAGUUACUAUUUUUCAUAAGAAAGGAAUGUGUCUACACUUAUGUUAUGUGGUGCAACUAGGGUGUGAUAUUUCCAUCUUUUUAGAAACAUUUUCCAACUCACUUUGGUCUGCUGUGCAUUUUAGUACAAAUGCAAUUCCAAACACAGUACUUUUCCUACUUUAAGCAAAGCCUUACAUAAAAAAGCGUUUUUGUGGAUGCACACAUAAAUUGGCUACUUCACCUAAACUACUACAAACUCAAUAAAACUGAAUAAUAGUCCAAAAAAAAAAAAUCUAAUGCAUUAUACAUAUAACUUAUGUCCAUCAAAAUGCAAUCAAAGUGAUUUUUCAUGGACCAUCUACUUUUUCUUGCACACAUUAGUGACGAGAUAAUGUAGUGACAUGUACAGGAGUGAUGAUACAUUAGUGACAUGUACAGGAGUGGUAUUCCUUACACCAACAUGGGGUACCAGAACAAACUCAUUGGUGUAAACACCAAUCAUGAUCACAAAAACAAGGACAACAGCAAAGAAAUACACACACAAAUUGUAAUAUUUACUUUAGUUUGACAGAUUUGAAGUUCCAAAAGAAAUGGGAUCUUUUCCUUUUGCCUUCUACGACAUAAUGGGUCUGCAAGCAAACAAAGGUGUGCACACGAAUGAUAUCAUCAGUGCUUUAAAAGGUCACAUGAAAGCUGGUUACAUGGUAAGGUAAAAUACCCUUCAUUGUUAACACAAUUUAAAUUACACUUGUGUAUAAGGAUUAUGGCCAGCAAUACUGUAUAAUCUUUACACCUUAUAUAAAUAAGCACCAAAAAGCAUAGGAAAUGCAAAAGACAAACAUGUUAUGAAUACAUAUAUAUUUGGUCUACUAUACUAACCAAUCAACUAUAACCAGACACCACAUGCUAACAUUUUUCUCUCUUUCUUCAGUGCACCCCCAAAACCCCAUUAUCUGAUGACAGCAAAUAUUACCUAAAAAGUCCUAGCUUAAGUGAUCAGAUGCACUGUCUGCUGUGCAUUAUACCUGCAGACACAUUUGGAUUAAUGGGAAAUGAUUUCCUCGAACAGUUUAAGACUGUCAGCGAAGCAACACGUAACUUGGGUGAGUCAGAUAUUCAGAAAAUGUAGUGAAUCAAAUCAAAACUCCUUGUAUUCAUAUUCACUGAAAAAUAAAAAAUAAAACACUUCUUAGAAAUAAGAUGCUACUUACACACUUGAGCUAAAUAACUGGUUAUUGUUUAGUGUGUUUAUGCUUAUAACAAUCCAAGACAACAUCAAAUCUGCACUACAUCUAAGGAUUAAGAAAACCAUUCAGAGCAGUUGGAAAUCAAACAGUACCAUCAAUCUCACUCACUGAAAAAAUUUAAUAAUUGAGUAUAUAACAAUGUAAAAUCUGCCUCAAUCAAAAAAAAAAAAAAAAAAAAAAAAAAAAACAAGCAAAAAAAGAAA
Ictalurus punctatus (channel catfish) is the source of this 5724-nucleotide messenger RNA. RefSeq lists its product as uncharacterized. The record is from RefSeq and is a predicted model, not a curated record. The transcript has 2 exons. NCBI's taxonomy places the organism in Eukaryota, Metazoa, Chordata, Actinopteri, Siluriformes, Ictaluridae. Bases 2161 to 3240 code for a protein of 359 amino acids.